Molecule: messenger RNA, 7442 nt
Organism: Leptidea sinapis
Lineage: Eukaryota; Metazoa; Arthropoda; Insecta; Lepidoptera; Pieridae
Gene: Fbl6
Product: AT-rich interactive domain-containing protein 1A-like
Exons: 10
Coding region: 521-4558 (1345 amino acids)
Cellular component (GO): SCF ubiquitin ligase complex
Molecular function (GO): protein binding
Source: RefSeq, a predicted model, not a curated record
UGAAUUCAAUGAUGUACCUACAAUACAAUCAAGAGCAACCUUUGUGACAAUGUCUGCAUCUGUUGACUAAAAUUUGAAACUUAUUUAAGCUUUUAAAAACAAGGUCAAGUGUUUUCGUCAACACUAUUAAGAUUAAAAUAGUUUUAAUUUUAGGAUUGUGAUUAAGUGUUUGUGCACUUAUUACAUAUUUAUGGUUUUGCUUAUGUGAUAGUGUCCGCGAAAAUGAUUAGUACUUUGUUUUUCGCAAUCACAACGUUACAUGAACAUGGAUGACCUAAAAUGUGAAUACGUAAAUCAAAAAGGAUGCUUUAGAUUGUAUCCAGAAGUGCGUUCUAGGGAAAGUAAUGGCUAAAUCGUCUAGCAUCGACUAUCAAACUUGGUACUUAUUUAGGAUUAUUGUGUACAUCUUGGUCAAAAGUGAAAAUGUGAUGUGUCAAACUGAUUGUUUACUUCGCGAUAGAUGGGUGACGGUGCGCGGCCUGUAAGAAGUGAUUCGUAAGGGAUUGGGAGACGGAACGGAAUGUCGAACUGUUCUAGUCCCCUAAACGGCAGCUACGAUGCAGCCGAACCCUCGAUGAGACUUUCAGUCCGAAAAGACCUAUUUCCUGAUGAUUGUUUACAAAACUCCGCCACCGAUUCCGACGAGGACGUCGAAGAUGACCAGGUCGAGGGUGCCUCUUUUGUGAAGUUAGAGACGGACUUCGAACAGAGUAUAGACGAAAUAGCACAUCAAAAAUUACAAACAAUGAACGGGACAAUAAAAUCUCCACCAUCUCACCGAAAACGGCACAAGAGUUCUAGACAUGACUCUAGCCAAUCAACAUUGAAUGGGUAUCUUCCUACUGAGCGGAAGAGGAAAAAAAAAUCACAUAAAUCCCACAGCCGACCUCAUAAAAAUAACAGUAUAGUUUCAAAAGUUAAAGGUGGGAAAAACUUGAACUUAGUGAGCAGUAGUGAGUGUCAGGAAGAUGAAGAGGAGUUGGAUGAAAGUGAAAGUUCUGAAGAUGAAGUGCUUAAGAGUAGUGUUAAGUUACGAGUUUUACCGAGACAGAGUGGCAAGCCCUACAGCCAUGAACUUAGUCAAUUAUCAUCUAAAAAAAGUAAAUCUAGGAACUCUGCUAAGGAGCAUAGGAGACAUGUUGUGAUACCUUGUAGUGGAAAGCCCCGUUCAAUGCUGAACCUGUGUAGUUCUCGUAGCAAGAAAAAGUCUAAAAAGUCUGAGUGUACUGCCACAUAUCAAAGUCAGAUAGUGGACACGAGUACAAAAUUAAAGAUAAAGAUUAGAAAAACAGGCACUCGCUGUGAGACCCUGGCUGUGGUAGCUCCUACACCAUCUGUAGUUGAUUUGCCGCCGAAAAAGUCUAAAAAGAAAAGAGCUGCUUCUCCUGUACCAAGUGAGAGUUCUGGUGAAGAAUACGACCCUUCACGAGGAGAGACUUCAGCUGUCAUGAGUGUUGCAGCUCCCAAGCCGCGACAUUCCCGGCAAGCAAAAAAUCGCAAGCCUAAUAGUAAUACGAAGUGUAAAGAAAAAGCUCAAAAGACUGAAAGAAGUAGAGGUAGUGAAAGAGAAGUCGUAGGUCCUCAAAGCCCUUGGGCGUCGAUGCCUGAAGAAAUUCUCUUAAAAAUUUUUCAAAAUGUAGUUGCUGACCAGGGAGCGUUACCCGCUGUUGUAAGAUUAAGUAAAGUUUGUAAAUUAUGGCACAGCGUAAGUUGCAAACCAGAGCUAUGGAAACACGUCGAUUUAGCACAACAUACUUUAGAAAAAUUUAAAACAGAUUAUAAACUUGUCUGGCUUCUUGAGAAUCGGUUAUCAAGAUGCCAAAGCUUAAAUCUUGCUCACUGGGAUGUAAAUAAUAUUAACUGGGUGCUGACCUGUCUCAUGGACUACUGCCAGGACAUAGAAGAGUUGAAUGUGGCCGGAUGGAGCAGAAUUACUCCGGAACAGUUGUAUGAUCUGAUGAAAGGACUGCCCAAGCUGCAAAGGAUCGAUCUCUCAUCUCUGUCUGAAACGGGUGGAUCAUGUACUUGCCUGUCAGCGGCUUCAGUAAUUCGACUCAUGGAGAAUUUCGGACACCGGAUAACUCACCUCAUACUGGCAAACAAUAAGUUCUCAGCGCUGCCGCAAAUACUGUCAUCAGUGGCGAGUCACUGUCCCAACAUUGAGGUGCUGGAUAUAUCGGGUGCGCAGGCCACCUCACAUCCCGCUAAUGUGCCGCUCGAAGCCCUUCAGAAAGGUUGUCCCAAGAUGAGAGUGUUUAGAGCGGCCAAUGCGCAGUUAGUACUAGCUCCGGCAACAACUUCACAACAGAUGGAGGCGGGUGGAUGGCGUGCCCUGGAGGAGCUGUCGAUCGCGGGCGCAGCUGCAGCUGAGCGCACGGUGGUGGGCGAGUACCGCUUCGGGGAGGAGGCGCUGGGCCGCCUGGUGCGCGGCGCCGUGUCGCUGCGCCUGCUGGACCUGCGCGGGCUGCACCGCCUCACGGACUCGGGCCUGGUGCGCGUGCCCGCCUGGGACCUGCAGCAUCUCUUCCUGGGAGGAUGUAACAUAACACGGAACAGCAACGCGUGCCUGGAGCUGAUAUGUGAGAAGUGGUCCCACAGCCUCAUCGAGCUGGACCUGUCGUGGGCUUCCCACAGCAAUGUGUUGGACCCUGCCGUGUCUGCCUUAGCCGAUGCUACCGAAAGUAAACUCAGAAUUCUCAAUCUCUUUGGUUCAUCUGUGUCGCUGGAGCCUGUUAAGAAAGUGUUGUUAAAGUGUCACCAAUUAGAAUCUAUAAACCUUAGCUUAUGUCGAGCCUUACCGAGAGGUAUGAAGCGUCUGUACACCGGCAAAGAGCUUGAGAAUCUCAAAGUCAGCCUUGACCCAAACAGAGCUAAAAGUGACGACGAUAGCGAUGACGAUAGUGAUAAAAAGACUAAGAAAGGAAACUCCGGAACAGUGAAAUCCGAAAAUGUGAAACAAUCGCCUCAGGAUAAACCAGAAAGUUCUACUUCGAACUUAGACAUUAAAUCUCCAGAUAAGUCUUCCCCUAGUGUGUUUCAAGAGCCGCGUAGUGUUUCUGAGGUAUCAGUUGAUAAACAUUCAUCUCUUGAAACACAAAUCAAAUCGCCUGUCACUAAGGUAGCGGAAUCAAAGGACUCUAACGAUAUUAUUACAUCCGCGAACGAAGCGAAACGUGCUUCGAGAUCAACAAGCCCGAAACUAGCGAGCCCCCUUGCACAGUCCAAACCAGACUCUUCAUCAACACCUAGAUCAGAACCGGCUAAAGCAGAUCUGGGAAGUCCACAUUUUAGUCCCGUCCAAAAGCCUGAUAGUCAAGUACCUAACAGUCCCGAUGUUCAGUCGGAACAAGUGAAAAGCAAUAGUUCAUGGAAUUUAUUUAAGAGAACACCCACAUACAAGUCUGAAGCGAGUCCCAUCAAUAGGUUAGAAAGUCACAGUAAAAUAAAACAUGCUAAAGUAAUUGAACAAUGUAGUCCCACCACGUCACUAGAAAAUAAGCCGAGCCCGGAAACCUUAGGACUGAAACCUGACAUUAAGAAUCCCAAUAGCUGGAACUACGGCAACUAUAGCCCGAUGCCAAGACAAGAUAAUCAGUUUUCGUCCCAGCGAAGUCCUUAUUCCGCUCAACCUAGUCCAGCACAGCCCAGUCCGUAUUCUCAGACUCAACCCAGCCCCUACUCCACCCAGCCGAGCCCCUACUCUUCUCAGCCUAGUCCAUAUUCAGCUCAACCCAGUCCGGACACAAGUCAAAUCAUCAAACCUGAUUUACCGAAAUCAGGGGCCUGGAAUACAGGCAACUACAGUCCACUUCCCAAACACCACGCCCCCUUUUCGCCCCAUCCUUCUACCCACACCAGCCCCGAUCCCGGCUUGGCUGUGAAAGGGGAUAAUCUGAGAAGUAGCUCAACUAAGACGCCGGGUCAAUACAGCCCGAUGUCGAGACACCAUCAGAGUCCGUACUCACCUCGACCGAGUGUGGACAACAGCUACAGUAACAAGAAGAGUCCGGGAGUGGGCAAGCGCAGUCCGCUCGUGCGACCCGACUGUCACCUGCCGAGCCCGGACGGCGGCCACGGGACGCGACACUCGGCCGGCCGGACUCAAGACAUGUACAACAGGUCUAUUUCAAAAGCGCCCGAAGUCAUUCAGAACGUCCCUCCGCCCGACCUUCCGACCUCCUGGGGCUUGGACAGAUACAACCAACUGAACACACCCACUACCGGCAUCGAAUCACUCGUGUGGGGAAGCGAGCAUUUUGGCGCCGACCCCAUGACGCCGCACAUCGACAACAUUCCCUCGAUGUUGAACACGGCGCCGCCGACGCGAUCGCAGCCGUGGAACGACGUGUCGCACUUCGACACGGGCGGUCGCCGCCCCAAUGACGUCAGCGACCCGUGGACGCUGGGCCAGUUCCGGAUCGAGCCGCCCCACCAGAUGCACAACACGUUCGUGGAGCAGAACAUUAGUUUCGAAUCGUUGAGCUCGCACGUGUCGCACCAGCAGGUGUUGCCAAGUUUUUUAGACGACGGCUUCACUGAGACGUCGCGCGGCGACUGACGCACGGCGCGUACGCGGCCGGUGACUCGCUAGUUGUAACAUUGAACAAUUACUGUUAGAGAUUGUAAAUAAGAUUAUCUAAAUAAAAGUUAGCGUAAUAAAGCUAGAAAUGCAUUGAAAUUAUUUUGCUGCCGAUUCAUAGUUUAUGAUAAUAUUCGCGAAUUAAUUAUUUAUUGUAAUUUAGUAGAUGAGAUCAUGUCAAUAAGUUAAGAGUUGUUAUAUUAUAUUAUUAUAAUGUUUUAUUUCUGCUUUUAAAAAGUCGCAACGAAACGGAAUAUUAAAUUUAAAGUAAAAACUGUCAUAAUAAUUCACCAGAUCCCGGAUAAUUGUCUGAAGAAUUCGCAGUCUCCAUAGUACCCCUGCGCUAGAAACUAAUAAAUAUAUAAUAUAUAUAUUUUACUAAUAUUCACUGUAAUAUGUCAUGAUUUAGAUUGUCCAGUAACAAUACAACGUUGUUUGUGUAAUUCGCCAACAACUGCGACUUUUUAAAGGUGAAAAUUGAUUUUGUUGACUUCUCACAAUCAGAGUUAUUAAGUUUUUGACAACCCAUGCGUCGCAAGGAUUCAUUACAUGAAUACCGCUAGAACGGGGAAGCUAGAAACCAAGGGUGGAUUAAAACUAAACCAACUAAAAUCAGGAUGAUGGUUAGUAAGAAUGUAUUGAGUUAAAUAUAAGAUCCAAAUUAUGAUACUCUAUGGAUAAAAUUAUAAGAUACGAGAUGAUUUCGUUAAUAUUAUCUAUCCACCCUGUACCACCAUUGACACCCCGUUGUUCGGUACAUCUAACACGAAGCAAUAAUUAUUGAAAUAAUCCUUGCGAUCCGUCCGUUGUCUACAUUUAAGAAACAAACCAAACUGUUGAAACAAUAUUGUGCGUUAUUAGUGACGAUCAGCAAAGUAAGUUUACAUUCCUUAACAGAACAUAGAUAAAUAAAUUGUCUUUCACUUUGAAUUAUUACUUCGUUCUUGGCUUUUGAUAAUUGACACAAAAAGAUAUUGUUAAACUGGUGUUUUAUUGAUCCAAAACAUUUAGGUCGCGUUGAACAUGUUUGAUAUGUAAUUUAAAAACACAGUAUAUAUGUAUAUAUAUUAACACAAACACUCAGCAAUAAUUAUAUAAUUAAAGUAAGCCAAUAAUAUACUUUCUUCGCUUUUUUAUCACCAUGAAUGAUUAAAAUAAUUCUAAAUAUAAUGGGAUGAUUGUAUUUCCGUCUGGAGCUUUAAGGGGCGCGUGUUAUUGUUCCACAGAAGAUUUGACAAAGCCAUUAAAUUAAGCAUCAUCAUAUUUUAAUUUUUUUUGAAUAUCCCAAAAUAUCCAUAAAAUUAUUACACCCCAUUUAUUUUGCGCACAACGACACUCGUAGUAUGGUGAACAGAUAAUUGGCGCGGGCCGGGUUUGUGCGAGUCGUACAGGCCGCAUAUUUUCUGUCUUUUGCGCAAAAAGUAGAAGUAACAUUACUUUUUGUUAUUAUAUUUUUUUUUUGUAAAAUAACUACACCACAGACUGUUCUACUUCGAUUAUUUGUUGUAUACAUCAUGAAAAUAAAUCUUUCAAGCAUAUUAAAUGAAAUACUUUAAAAAAUUACCAAGAAUACAAUCACAAUAUCAUUGCAUGUACCAAACUUCUAACUCUUACGUAAAGACAAUGCAUUUAAUUUUUUUUUUAACAUUGUGAAGUUAAUAUUGGACACAAGUACUUUGACCCAAUACAGAUGUAUAUAUUGUUCGAACCAUAGUGUAUGUAUAAAUAAAAAUAUAAAAACGUUCAUCACAUCUUUAUUUUAUGAUGAUGUGCCACUAAUCGCUUUUACAAAUUGCAUGUUGAAUGAUUGAUAUGUUUUAAAUGCAUUAGUGAAAAAAAAUAUGAACUUUCAUCACAAUUAUUUUUUUAAGUAAUAGUGGCUCAUGCUGAUGUCCGAUCAAUUAUCAUUUGGGAUAUCCACUUUGAUCAAGUGUCACGGGCGUGUUUGAACUUUGUUGUUACAUGAUUUGUUCUAAUUAUAGUUGUGUGCAAUCGAUGAGGGGUUUUAUGAUAAGAAUAUGAAAUAAGAUCGUUGUGGACGCCAUCUUGACUUUUUGUCAUCGUUAGACAUCAUCCCACUUCUGCUGUCAAGUUGUCUAAUGUCACUUCGCUUUUGUUUCGUUUUCGUUUGUGAGAGACAUGUGUCAGUUCAUUUCUUGGAGAGACAACAGAGGUGCUAUUAAGAUCGUGACCUAGACCUUAAUUGUAAUUAAGUGACGCUAAAUGACCUAUCACCCUGUAAUUGAAUUGGUACUGUCAUUGAUAGUGAAUGUAAAUGUAAAACUUAAUUUAAGUUUUCUAGAAUUUUAUAUCUUUUUACAUAAUAUGUAUUUGAUAUUUUAUUAUAUUUCUAUUGAUUUGUCAGCCAAAUAAUCAUGUUUUAUACAUUAUAGUUAAGUGUAAAUGUAAGUGGGAGAACGUGAAAUCAAUUAUAUGAACGCAGAAAAGCCAAGUACAAAGUGCUUUGUAUAAUUUUUAUAGUAAGUACGUAAUUAUAUCAUUUUUAAAAACCCACAAUUUCACCAAAUAUUGUUUUCAAUAUGAACAUCUUUAAAGCCUUAAAAUGCCUAAUGUUUACAGAUGAAAAUAUUAUAUAGUUUUAUUAACUUAUUAUGAAAUGAAAAUAUUAUUAUCUGCUAUACAUAGAAUGUAUAAAAUAUUGAUAGAAUAAUGAUAGGUUAACUAAAUGAUCCUUAAUGAAUGUUGUACUAUAAUAGUUUGUAUAAAAGUUGACUAAUACAUAUAAGUUCUGUUAUGUAGAGACUUUUUGUUUGUAAUAUUGUUAAAACUACCGUGCGGACUUCUCACGACUCGAGUGGCCCAAUUUUUAUAAUCUAACCAAUAAAAUAUCGAUGUGGUUGUA